Molecule: messenger RNA, 2431 nt
Organism: Cantharellus anzutake
Lineage: Eukaryota; Fungi; Basidiomycota; Agaricomycetes; Cantharellales; Hydnaceae
Product: protein kinase
Exons: 5
Coding region: 62-2212 (716 amino acids)
Cellular component (GO): mitochondrion
Source: RefSeq, a predicted model, not a curated record
CUCCACUAAACGAUAGACGUCCGCGACAGCGUUCAUCUGUCGGCGACGAUCGACCGUAUAGAUGCAGCCUCGGAUAGGGCGGGGCAUCUGGCUAGCAUCACUCGGUAUUUCUCGGCGGCCAACUCUGGCCUGUGGCACAAGUGCCAGGGCACGUUUCGCACACUCCUCAUCAAGGUUCACUAAAGAGUCUCCUAGAUGGUUUCGGUGCUCCUUAUUUUUGGCUACUCCAGUAGCUGGUGCAGCUGUCCUCCUCUUUCCGAGGGAAACUUCUCCUGUUCCCCUGAUCCUAUCUUCUCCCAAAGCCAUUCCUUGCACGUCCUUUGCCACGAAAGACGCUUCAUACGCCACCCACCAGAUGUCCUCUCCUCAGGAGCAGCGCCAGUCCGUUAUGCGGAAAAUAUUGUUAUUUAUCAAGUUUAAAAUAUGGGAACCAAUACUAAUUGCUCGGCGCUUCAUUCAUUUAACGUUUCUGUUUGUACCCGUUUUUCUUACUAUUCCCAUCAUCCUCUUCGGUCCACGGCAAGGGAAGCAUAAUGGAAGGCGAGGGGCUCUCGUUUGGUAUGCCUUUCUUACACAUCAGAUGCAGAGGGCGGGACCCACUUUCAUUAAGUUCGCUCAAUGGGCUGCUACGCGGCAGGAUCUCUUUCCUGCAGAGAUGUGCGAGCGACUCGGGCAGCUCCAUUCGGCUGGCGAGCCUCAUUCAUUGCGACACACUAAGCGUGUCAUCGAAAGAGUGUUCAAGCGACCGUUUGAUGAGGUUUUCGUUUCCUUCGACGAAAAACCCAUUGGCGUGGGAGCUAUUGGGCAGGUAUACUGCGCGACACUUAAUCCAGAUCUUAUCCCUGCCCAUUACCUGAGUCCAAAACAUUCGAAGGAACGUCAGGAAUGGCCCAGGGCUUUGGCCAAUGCGUCGCGCGUUCUGGUCUCUCCGGAUGUGCCGCCGCCUGUCAUCCCAUCUACUUCUAUCGCAAUCAAAGUCUUGCACCCUGGUGUGGCGGACAUGAUCCGUCGUGAUCUGGCUAUCAUGUCCUUCUUUGCUAAGUGUCUCAGCAUCAUUCCAGGAAUUGAAUGGCUCUCGCUCUCUGACGAAGUGCAAGUGUUUGGAACGAUGAUGAAUGAACAACUGGAUUUAACUCAUGAAGCUUCCAAUCUGAGGCAAUUCGAGAAGAAUUUCGCAGAUAAACGAGCAGCUGUGACAUUCCCGAGACCUCUGGAGGAGUUCACGAGUGCCGAUGUACUUGUGGAGGAGCAUCAGAAUGCAUUACCGCUCAAAGCGUUCCUUGAAAAUGGUGGCGGGCCGUAUGACCAUAGAUUGGCCGACCUUGGCCUAGAUGUCUUCUUGAACAUGCUUCUCAUUGACAAUUUUGUGCACUCAGAUCUCCACCCGGGUAAUAUCAUGAUCAAAUUUUACAAACCAACAACUACGUACAUCUAUAAAAAUAUCCUUCAUUCUAUUCUCUAUGCGAGACGCCCGCAAAAUGACGACCUUCAUCCCACGUCCAUUCAUCAGAGUCGCAAUGACGAAGGUCUUACGCCCUCAGAAGAAUCCGACCAAGUCAUCGAGCGUCUCCGUCCACUGGAGUGCAAUCGGGAAGCGUGGAAAGCUGAACUUGAAAAGAUUUCCAAAGAAGGUUAUCUCCCUGCUCUAGUCCUCAUUGACGCGGGUCUUGUCACAACUCUAAACCAGACUAACCGAAGGAACUUUCUCGAUCUGUUUCGGGCCAUUGCGGAGUUUAACGGGUAUCACGCAGGCGUGCUUAUGAUUGAGCGAUGCCGUACCCCCGAACUUGCGAUCGAUACAGAGACAUUUGCACUCAAGAUGCAGCAUCUUGUCCUAGGCGUCAAAUCCAAGACAUUCAGUCUCGGGAAGAUCAAGAUCAGUGACGUCCUCACUCAGGUGUUGAUCAACGUGCGGGAUCAUCAUGUGCGGAUGGAAGGCGACUUUAUCAACACAGUGUUAGCGGUUCUAUUGUUAGAGGGGAUCGGACGGCAGCUUGAUCCCAAUAUGGACCUGUUCAAGAGUGCGUUGCCGAUAUUGAGGCAGCUGGGCAGUCAGAUGACGACCAGGGAUGCGAUGAACGAGAUCCCAAAAGGCAAUUUUGGUGCCAUGCUCAAAUUUUGGGUAUGGAUUGAGGCGAGAGAGCUGGUUUCGUCCGCAUUGGUAAAUAUAGAUGAGAUGGUCAAGUAUGAUUGGCUGUCUCCAAAUAUUUGAGGAAGGCUUUUAUCCUUGCAGCGAAUCACAGCACCAUUGUAGCCUAUGUCACAGUAUUUUAGGAGCAUUUGUCGGGCCGCAGCUUCGAUGUACAACAGUGCAUUCCUAAUGCAUAAAGAAACCAGCUAACAUUGUCUCAUACUACUGUGCAUGAAUAUUAACUGAUCCAUCCAGCUGGUUACCUGGCGGACGGGUCCCCCACGCCUCUGUAUACUCCAA